Molecule: messenger RNA, 18485 nt
Organism: Formica exsecta
Lineage: Eukaryota; Metazoa; Arthropoda; Insecta; Hymenoptera; Formicidae
Product: microtubule-associated protein futsch-like
Exons: 10
Coding region: 617-17071 (5484 amino acids)
Molecular function (GO): DNA binding
Source: RefSeq, a predicted model, not a curated record
CGAAAAGGGACGUCCACCUCGCAUCGACCACGCAUAUAUAUAUAUAUAUAUAUAUCGAGGCAUAUAGUCGCGCGAAAAGAAGAGAGAAGGAACGGCCGGAAGUAGGAAACCCGUCGACGGCGGACGUGCGCUUUUAUUCCUUUCUCCUACUCCUAUCAUCGUUCUCUCCCUGUCUCUCUUUCUCUCUCUCUCUCUCUCUCUCUCCGCGCUGACUCGCUCGCGCGCUCUCCCUCUCUCUCUCUCUCUCUGAUCCCCUCGCGCGCGCCUUCUCUCCUCUGUCUCUUGCAUCGGUUUUCUCGUCGACGGCCGUCGGGCCGCGCCAAGCCAGACCGCGCCGAGAGCCGCGCCUCCUGGACUCGCGCGCCGCCAGAAACGGCCAUCGCCAACACCGGUGACAGUGUGAUGUUGUGUCGUUGCUCCAGUGCUGUGCCCGGUUCCCGUCCACGUCGCGAAUAUCCGUCGUGCCGUCGACAACGCCUGUGACUGUGACCGUGACUAUCGUACCGUUACUUCUGCCUUUGCCGCUGCCGCCGUCGCAAUGUGCCUCGUCGACGUGCCUGUCUCCGCCCGCGAGAUGCUAAUUAAAUGAUGGUGCUAAGGGAUCCCACGGGUAAGGAUGAGGGAAAGGACACCCUCUGCCGACGAUACCCCGAAAAGGGCUCCACCGGCACCAAGCAGAGAGGCGGCCGUAGCUGGUAGCGAGACACCAAACGACGACACGAUCGAGGUUUAUCGUACGGCUAAAUUACCCAACAUCUCUUCGGCAUCCGGCACGACGUCGUCCUCCGACAGAAUGGUGGCGUCGAUGCAGAACCUGGAGGAUCUGGCCGUCAGUCACCCUGCCAACGCGACAGGUAGCAACGGCGAUCGUCAGCAGCAACAGCAGGAGCGAUACGGUCACGCUUACAGAUCGUCGGCGCAGACCGCCCAGGACAAGCGAUCGCGGCUGAGCAAUGUCAUCAACAACUUGCGCAAAAAAGUGCCCGACGGAAUCGCUAAGGAAAACGCAGAAUCGCCCAGGAAAGAGGAGGACGACCGCAAUAGCGUCGAAAGAAAUCUGGAGACGCUUGAGAAAUAUGUGAUGACAGUGUUGAAUGGUGUGAUCAAGGAGGAUGAGGAGAAGAGCAAGGGAAAGAGCGCGGAAAAGACGAAAGAGCCGGAAAGACGAAGAAAAGACGCUGAAGAAGAGGAGAAUUCGACUGGUACGAUGGUCAAGUCUGAGCCUUCGAACGAAAGUGAUAUCGAAGCUGCCGUGGUACCAUGUUUGGAGGAUUCCUCCACGGUCGAAAAUGCCGAAUUUUCCAAGAUUACAGAUUGUUCGAAUACAAAGAGAGCAAUAGAAGAGAGUAUAGAAGUUUCGGAAGUCAAAAUCAGUCAGGAUUCAAAGGAAUUGUCUUUGAGAAUAGAGGAAGAAUAUUUAGACGUCGAAAAGAAAGAAUCAUCCGAAAGUGAUCGAGACAUUUCGAGAGAGAAGAAGGAAAAUCGAACGCUGGGCACAAUCAUAAUGGAUAGGUUAAGUGAGCACCAAGUUGAGGAAAGAGCAAAUGUCGAUGACGGUAGAGGGAGAGAUCGACGUGAUGAACGUGUGGUCUCGGAAAACAUGGAGAUGCGAGCGAUCUGCAUAGAAUUACUGGACGAGUUGUUAAAUGAUGUCUAUCUAACGAUCGACAAUCAGAAGAACCAACAGAGAGUUGAAGAAUGCGAAAAAAUGAAAGAACUUAUCGACACAACUGAGUCGAGAAUAAAGGAAAUCAAAGAUUCGAACGCCAACGCUCAGGAAUUGAAGAGUUUGCACUGCAGUCUACCCUUGGACAAGAUCGCGUUCGUGUUCCAAAAUUGUCAGACCAGCGAAUCGGUGAUCUCGCGAAUCUCUUCAGGAUCACCUUCAAAUCCCCCGUCGACACAAAAAUCAAAGUCUUCGUCCUGCACUUCUUCACCGGUUAGACUCCUCUGUCUCUACUGCGAUAGAAAGUUUUUGUCUAUAUCCUUGCGACAGCGACACACAGAAAGAGUGCACCAACUCGGUGGUAGAAGAUCGGAGAGAAACUCCCGGAAACCUUCUCAGAAUUGCCAGUAUUGUUCGGAGAAGUGCGCCGAUACUCUGGAGACGCUAUUCCAGCACAUGAUCAGCAACCAUGGAGAUAAGUAUCACGCGUGCGUUCAAUGUUUGACAAGGUAUCCUACUCGGGAAGCUCUGAUGGGGCACAUGAACGAGACUCAUGGCGGGAAUUCGGAAAGGACUACCGGUCAAGCUCAGCCGGAGAAAAGCUCGUCCUGCAAAGAAUUCUGCAACCGCGAGAUGGUGAAAGUGUUGUCAGUCAGAGAGAGAAGAUCCGAAGAAAAGGAAUUGGAAACAAGUCAAGGUGACAAUCGACAGUCAGACAGCACUCGGACAAAACUCAUCGCGACACGGGAUUCCAUCGAUAACCCAGCCAGUCCCGAGUUUGACAGUUCUUUUUACAGCAAUGUGAGCUGCAAUAUCCGCGAGAACUUGCUACACCAUUUGGACGGCAAGCUGCAGACGAUUGGCGGCGGCUCAUCAUUGUGCACACCGUCGAUUAUUGUCUCUGGCUCAACGACGACAUCGAUAGAAUCAAAAUCUCAGCAACAACCGCCGCAACAAUCAUAUUAUGAGCAUAGCGUCAAUCAGAUUCAAUUUCCCAUUGACAUUUCACUAACCGCGGCGACGCCGGUUUACAGCAAAGACUACUCGGCCGGCGAAGAAUACGAAAACUCGAGCGAAUAUGCGCGUAAGGCCGGUAAAACUAGUAGCGGCACGCGGCCGCGCCGAGUCUCCUUCGAGAAGUACAACUUUCCACGCAAGUACGAUGGCAGGGAACAGUGGACAUGCUCGAUCAAGGACCUGAGCAAGUUUGACAUCUCUACGCAGCUAUCACUUCGGAAGAAGCAACAGCUGAUUAAGGAACGCCUUACCAUCAGCAGGCUACAUCAAAUUCCGUUGUCCGGCGAGAUCACUGAAGUAUCUCUUCGCGAUCGAGAACAGGUUGAAUGUGUCGUCGAAACGGCAGCGAGUAGUCAAGAUAAUGUCGAUGGGGGUUGCAAUAUCAAGGCGGCUUCCGCAACUCUCGACGUCGUCCACUGCGAUCCUGACGAAUCGCCUCCAAACGAGAUCAAGAAGGAGACGACGACGGAAGAAUCUUCCGCGACUUCGACAUCGUGUUUAACAAAAUCGUUUACUACUACGGAAUUCACCAUUGAAUUUGCAGAUUUUAUGAGACUGAAGAGACGAGAACAAAGCGGUAAUGAAGCCGCCAAUAUCGAAAAAAUCAUCUACGCGGAGCUGAGUGGCGAAUGGUCGCGAACACGAAUCUAUAUAUGCGGAGCUUGUGGUUCCAGACACUGUCUCAUCUUUUACAAUAAUCAAAACAUCAGCUGGAGCAAUAGUAUCGGGACUAUUUUAUACAUGACGCUAAAGGAGAUGGAGGAUCACAAGGCUUCUACGCAUCCGCGCGUUUUGUGCUCGCACUUUGAGCUGACCGGCGAUCAGCGCGAGCAAUACAAGCAUUUGUAUUUACCGGGACAAAACGCACCCACCGACGAGGCACGUGAUGUUGUGCUCGUGGAAACGGUGUGCACCAAGUGCACCAAGAGCUGUCUGAACGUGGCCGAGCUGCAUCGUCAUAUGCUGGAAUGCGGUGGCGAUUACGCAUGGUUGCUCGGCCUCACUGGCAGCGGCAAGAGGAAGUGCAAGUGGCGACCGUUCGGCAGCCGCAGCCGUCGGCGACGUCAGCGCGGCAUGAAGAGAAACAUACAAAACUCGCAGACGCAGCCGCGGAUCAUCAACACGGAACGGCCCAAGGAGAAGCAGGCACCAGCCGGACCUAGAGUUCGACCGAGCGAUCGCGAGAGUAUUCAGAAAAUGCUAGCCAAUCUGCCGGCUAAGAGGGCCACGAGGAAAGUUUUGCAGGACAAUGCGAUGCGAUCGCAAAGCAAACUACGUAACGUGCAGACGAGAACGAGGCCACGCAUCGGCGACAAUUCGUCCGUGUCACGAAUCUCGCGCAACAAAGCUGCCCUGAGGAAUAAAUUGCUGAAGAACGCCAAAUCGAUCCAGCGCAAUCGCUGUCGAAGUGACAACAUAACCGCAGUGAUCGAAAGCGUCGUGAAGAAGUGUCACGAGACCGAGAACGGACCGGACGGUGACGGCAACAAGAAUGUCGAAAUCGAGGACGAGGGUAAGAAGGAUGCCAAAGAGAUCAACGAAGUCUUCUUAGCCAGUAAGGCUUCAGAUUCGGACGAUAAGAUUGUUCGUCCGAAAGUCGGACGACCUAAAAUUUUUGGCAAAAAGGGGAACAUGAAAACGAAAACGGACAAUUCUAUUAACAAGUUUCAAUUUCAAGGUAAAGCUAGCGAUAAAAUGGCGAAUUUAAAAGCAAAGGGCAAAUCCGUAAAAUUCAAGAGCACUGCUAUUUCAAAGAGCGAUGCAAAAGGCGAGGAAACGUCCUCUCCAAAGAAUAUACCAAAGAACUCGAGAACGACCGAUAAAGACGACUUCAAUUCCGACAGCAAAAGAAUAGCGACGGUUUCUGGAAUGAAGAGUAAGAGUAAAUCGACGCAAGGCACACUGAAGAGGAAACGUCCCGUGGAUCCGGUAGCAUCCUUGAACGCCUCUCUCAAAGCGAAGUUGCAGUUACGAACACAAGAUGGCAAGUUUGCUCGCAAUCCGAAUAAAGACUCAUCAGCGAAAUCGUCAGAAGUGAAAAUGGACAAUGGAAAACAUAAGGUUGCCAUUUCGGCCGAAAAUAAAUUGUUGAAGUCGAAAACGAUUCAAAAGUUGAAAAAAGCCGAAGUACAGCUGCCACGAAGAAUCACCCGAUUAUCGUCGGACAGCGACAAGAUGCCGACUUUAGAACCAGCAGUACAAAUACUGUCUUCUAACGAGGAAUAUGCCGAUAAAUCAACGAACGAUCUGCCUAUCUUGUCGCCAGUUACAUCAUCAGGAUCUCUUCAAGAUCAAAAGACACUUCGAACUUCCGCAAAAAACAUUUUAAAGGAGAAAGAGGGUAAUACCGAGACAAAUACUGAUCGCGAGGUUGCACCGGAAAAAAGCACGAAGGAACAGAAACCGACGCGGGGACGAAAGCCAAAACAGGAAUCGAAAGACAUGAUGAAACAGAAGGAGGUCGAGAUAGUUGGAGAAAAUGAGAUCUCUAAAAAUAGCUCGACGGUGUUAAAGGAGAGAAGAACGAAAAACAAAAAGAGUUUGCACAUCAAAAAUAUUAAUAACGGCGAAAAUAGCAAAGAAGAAACAUUAAAGAGUGAGAUAAUCGCUAAAAAGGAUUUAAAACCAAGGAAAGAAGAAACUACGAAAGAAACUCGAAGCAAUUCGAAAACCAUAAUAGAAAAAAAUUCUAUGAAACUGCCAGACAUCCCGUUUGAAGUAAAGAAACUCUUGGGUUCGGCUUCGAUAGUAAGCAAAGAAGACGUCUUGAAUACAUUAGAACUCGCGUCUAACGAUACUGGCUCGAAACGCAAUCUGAGACAAUCGACGCCAAGAUCGAAAAUGGUCCAACUGCUCCGAGAUCUUGAUGAUGAAUUCGACAGCUCAAAGGAAUCCAACAAGAAGGAGAAGAUAGACGCAAUUAGGAAAUCGUCCAGGAAAAACAUUGAGAAGAAGAGCGAUGACGUGGAAACGAUUAGCCUAGAGAAGGAGUCGGUUAACAACACGAUUACCAAAGACGCAACUAACAAUGUUGCGCAAAACGAAAGAAGUCAACAAAACAAAAAAGACAACCGAGCAAAUGCGAAGACGAAGGAAAUCGAUAGUACUGAUAUCGAGGAUAAGAUCGAUAGCAGACAGACAAGAAGAUCAUUGAUCGAUGCGAGGGGUGAGCCGUCUUUGGAAGCUGCGAACGGUAACUCUCAAAAGAGUAGCGGUUUGUUUGGGAAGCGCCGCAGUCGCAACAAAUCGGUUGAGGAGACUGAAGAGAUUAAUUCACGUGCGAUUCAAAAACAGAAUAACAGUGAAAAUGUCACGCCGAGCGAGAAGGAAGUCCAGAAGAAGGAGAAGUUCAAAGAGGCCAUCGAUAAGAACGAAACCGAAGGUGAUAGUAACAGCAAUUUUGAUGAUCGCGACUCGACGAUAGUGAAUCUCAGUCUGAGCCAUUUGCAAUCCGAAACGAGCAACUUAUCUGUUGAUAGCGGCAAGGAGAAUUCUUUGGAGACUUCCGUAAACAUUCACAAUAAAUUGAAGGUAACAAGGCCGAGAAAAACGUGGGGCGCACGUCGAGAGAGAUCAUCGAGGAAGAGAUCUUUGAACAACGUCAUCGGCAUUCUGACGGAAGGCAUAAACAUUCCCGUGGAACAGAGCGUGCAGGUAUUGACGAUUCAAACCAGUCUAGACAAUCCAGAUAGAGUGGCGCGUAACGGAAGCACGCAACAACCCGUUGACGGCGAGGGUAAUGUAAUCGUGGUGGACUCGGCGUUCAGCGAACUGUCAGUUCUUGCUAGGAGCGAGCAGGAAUCUGCGGGAAAUGAAGUUAUAGCAACGAAUGCAAACGACAAUCAUUGCGCGGAUGAUGAAAAGAACGCUCGUUCUUGUAUUGAUAAAGCACAGGAUGCAAAUACUUUUACGGAUCAGAUUGACGUGUCGUCGAAAGUCUCGACUGCCAAGAUGCAUUCACCAGCCAACGACAUCAUCCUCGAUCUGUCCAGGAGAAAACCCAAGGGUAAGGGUUCUUUCCUAGAGAAGAUUGUAUCGAAGAUAGCCAAGCAAAAGGAUGCUCUGUUAGAAGGUGAGGUAGGUUCCCUUCUGGACAACGCCGCUGACGAAUUGACCAGCAUCCUCGACGAAGUCGGGCCUGCUUUGGCCGAUAACGCAGAGAGUGCGAAUUUUGGCGAAGUAAGUUAUGCCUCAAAGGACGAGAACAAUGAAAGUAUAACGAAUACCGAUAAAACACCGAUAAAAACUAAUAAAAAACCACCAGUAAUUGCCACUCCUGAAAUCCAAUCGUUGGAAGACAAUAUAACUAAUAUCAAGAGUGCAGCUUCCGAACGUUCAAUGGAUUUAAUGGUUAUUCAAGAUAAUCUUGAAGAGAAUUUGGCAACGAAGAUUGAAAUGCAAAUUCAGAGCAAGAAUCAAACUAAGGUAAAUGGUGUUUUAGAUGUUGAAAUGAAAGACAACUAUGUCGUAGAUAGACAAGUGAGUGGUACAAUGCGUUCUGUUGAAGAAUCACAGGUUGAAUCUUGCGAGAAUAAAUCGGCAACGAACGAAGAAGCAAUUAUUCCAAUGGAGAUCCCAGAUGAGACUCCAUCAUCAUUGACAGAUACCUUAACAGAAAUUUCCAUUUCGUCAAUUACGGUACCAAAACUAGACGUAGAAAAAUUUGAAAUGAAGGAAAAAUCCAGGAGAAAAUCUAGCAAGAGAUCGCUGGAGGACGCAAACUGGCCGAAGAAAAGCAAAAGAAAGUCAUUAGAAGUCGUUGAAGAGCUUGCUGAAAAAAAUAUACAAAAAGAGCUCCGACUCGACGACGUUAUCGCGUCUAAUUCUAAACAAAAAGAGAUGUUCAACGUUGGACACGAGCUUAUCGAAAAAGAAGAUGAAAUCAUAGAAAUUUCGAAAAUAGAUGCUGAAGUCGAGAAGCUUCAAUGUAACGAAAGCAAAACUAUCGAAGAUUUGGAGCUAUCGAGUUUAGAAAAAAUUCUCGUGGAAGACAAUGAAUCAAAUUUGGAGAAAUUUGCCAAUCUUCCAGAAGCGGCUUAUGAAGAAGCGAAUGAGUUAACAGCGAGCCUUGAAGAAACCGUUCAUAAAAUAAUUUCCGAUGGAAAAGCUGUCGAAGCCAAUGCUCGAUCGAUAGAAUUGAUCGAGGAAAGCAUUGAAUCCUCUGUAUUAUCUUUGAAGAAGACUGUUAAAAGCGGGAAAAGUACGGAUAGAACUCAAAAGAAAAACCAAACCGAUGAUGCAAGCGAAUCUUCAUAUCGACGUUCGUCGAAAAGGAAAUCACAAUCUCUUUCAGAUGUUCUUCAAACUUCCGUGAAGCCUAUUAAUGAGGAAAAAAAGCUGUUAACUUUAUCACCCCAAAAAGAUUCUGAAACAUCAAAGAAACAUGCUACGAAUAAAAAAUCACUAGCAGAUGAACAUUUGGAUCUAUCAAAAGACGAAUCUGUCAAAGUUGCUUCGAAAUUUAAUGAGGAACUUAAUGUCACAGAUUCUAACGAGCAUUUGUCUGCCAACUUGGAACAUUUCAAGGUACCGGAAGUAAAGGAUCUGUUGCAGAGCGUGAAGAAACGGGGGUCAAAAAAGAAGUUGUUGUCCGAGGAUGAUCGCUGCAAUAGCGAAAGUGUUUCCGAAGAGUCUCGUAUAAACAAAGAACUUGCAGAAGUUAGUGAGAUAUCUAACUUGAUCGAGAAAGUCAAAGAGCAAGUAGAAUGUAAGAAACAUAUUGUGCGAAAACAAUCAAGCACAAAGAAACUCGAAAGAUCAAGUUCUUCAGGUUCGAUUGGGUUCAUUCCAUCUCUAAUCAAGACAAGAUCCAUGUUCAAAAAAAGAAUACAGCUAUCGAGUGAGGAUCUUGCCGUUUCCAGCAUUCGCAGUCAAGACGCUGAGAGCACGGAUGACCUAUCCGAGAGUUCGUGCGCCAGCGAGUCCAGCUAUUUCAGGAAGAAGCGAUUCGCUAAGAGGAAGAGGAAGGAAGAAAAUAUUGCUGACAGUAACGAACGAGAAGGUUCAAUAAUUCUAAAGAGCGAUAAAGAAAAUUCGAAGAAAAAAACGCAAAAUGCUAAAUCAUUGCUCGAUGAGCACCUUGAUCUUUCUGAUAUGGACGAUAUCGAUAUUCCAAUGGAUAUCCAAGCUUCGUUGGAGAACACAAAAGCUUUGGAAAACAUCGAACGAGAGUUUGAACUCGCUGAGAAAUCUUUAGUUUUACAAAAUGAGAAUGCAGAUGAUAAACCAAUGGCAGAUGAAUCAACAAAUAAAAAUGCCACAGCAGAGCAAUCAGUAUCGAAUAACUAUGAUUCUCCGGAUGAUCCGAUCACCCCGAAGAAACGCGCGGCCGGUAACUUUGUUGUAGUGCAUACAAAAACCGGCGAAAUUCUAAUAGUGGAAAAGAGGAAAAAGCUAACAAAGGAGGCAGCUAGAUUUUUUUGCGAUGUGUGUGCCACUAGUUUUACUCGCAAGAGCUCCCUGAAGAAGCACACGUUGUCGCAAUCCCAUUUGUCGCAGAUAGCGAAAUCUACCAGGGAUAAAAUUGAAUCUGUUAAUAACGCCACGUCUGAAAAUACUGAAGAAAUCGACGAGAAAGGGAGAAGUAAUCAAGUAAGUGAUCAAAAUACGAAGAGUGUUUUAGACGAUGCUCAAUCUCAUGAAGUUACUCAGAAGUCCGUAGAAUUGAACGAGAGUUAUGCUCCUUACGGAGCUAGCACGGAAUCUCUGGUGGAUCUAGGUGGAGUAACGAGGCAAGAAACGCUGGAAGACAAAUUGCUAGACGAGGAAAUCUGCAAAAUCACCGAAAACAUGAGCCACGACGAAUAUGUUCUCACGGAUCAACUAACGCCGGAGGAACCAGUGUCAUCGUCUACUCCUAUGAAACAAAUUCAGAAAAAGAAAGAGGAAUCAGGGCAAGGCAGGAAUGGCGAUAAGAAGCGCAAUAAAUCAAAGAAGAGGAAUCUAGCGGAAGAACAUUUGAUCUUGGAUUCUCCCGAGUUGGAAGGAUCAAAAGUUGAUUUGAACGAGCCUCUGAAUCCGGUUAAUGAAUGGAGCUCUUCUUCACCACCAUCUUGCGAGCAUAGUUCGACAAAAGAAAUAAUACAAACAGUAAAAAAAGCCAAUGACAUAUCUGAAGAAAUUCAACGUGCGGAUUCAGCCAAAACGCAGAAUCAGAUAGAGUCGAUUGUUAAACAUUUAAAUAACAAAAUAGAUUGUUCAAAAUUAUCAUCAUUUGACACUGAUAUAAAAUGUGAACAGCAUAUGGAAUCCACAAGAACUACGAGGAGCAGCACGAUGAGGAAAUUCUGCAAGAUAGAUAAUGAUAGAAAGGAAGAGACUCAAACUUCAACUGAAAUUAGUCGUUUUAAUUCAAGACCGAGAAGAUGUAAAAACAUUCAGAAUUACAAUGAAAUAGCUAACAUGGAAGUUAUUGAUGUUAUGUGGACUUUUAUGGGAGCUUCUAUGAAAAUUAACAACGACGAGAUAGAAAAUAGUUGCGAUUCGCAAAAGAGACAGAACGAAACAGAAGAAGAAAUGAUUAAAGCGUUACAGGAAAUGGCAUAUGAUGAUACUAUGGCGUAUACGGAAGUCGCAAAAUCAAAGCUAGACUCGUCUAACGAUAUUAAAAAGAAAAAACGUGGCAGACCGAGACUCAAGGAUCGUAUUUCGAAUUCGAUUAUUACCUCAGUUCACGCGGAAUUUGAAGUUAAUGAAAAUGAUAUUGUCGCUACGAGUAGUUUCGAAGAAUCAAAAACCGAGGAUCAAAAAUUAGUUUCUCAUACUAAAGAGCGUCUUGACGAGGUCAGCAAGACGCCAUAUAUUGAUGUAAAUAUUCAACCUUCUAAACGAAGUAGAGGCAGACCUAGAAAAAAUCCUGUACAAAUCGCAAACAAUUUUGUAAUACAAACAGACGAUUCUAAUGUCUCCGAAUCGAUGAAAUCAAAAUGCAACGAAGUAACAGAAAAAACAGAACAGAUUGAAUCCGAAAUGUUGGUCAUCGAAAAAGCUGCUUCGAUCACUUUAGUAGAUUCUUUGACAUCGAACGUUGAAUCUUUGCCUGCUGUUGAAAGUCACAAUCAGGAAUCGAAUUUAUCAGAAACAAAAAGAGAUGAAUUAAAGGUUGAAGAAAACGAGAUUCAAUUGACCAAGAUGAAUACUUCUGAAAAUCAAUCGGUGCAAAAAGUAGAAUCUACGGACAUCAAGAUAGCUGAUACCAUGCCUGCAAAGAAUUGCGACAUGCUUACUUUCAACGUUCCAUCAGAAAAGAAUAAAGCCGUCGAUACAUCGAUGCCGUCGGAGAUGAACGUACGUGCUGACGAUGCAAAACAUCAGUCAGAGAAUAAAUCUGAUUAUAAUAAUACAAGCGCAAAUAUUUUAAUUAACUCAACAGUCGAAUCUUUAGAUGAAUUUUCUUCGGAAAUUAUUGAAAAAGUAUCAACUACAAUUGAUGAUUUGAAAUCGAUCGAGUCCAUUAAAGCAAUUGAACUUGAUGAGAGUUUUGAGAUUCAGAAGCUACCGAAUAUUUCAGAAGAGAAAAGAACGUCAGGAGAGGAACUUCCAGAGGUGGAAAUAUUCCAUGAAGAAACGAAGCUUAUAUCGGAAUCAGGAGACAGCGAGGACGAAAUCACUGACGAUAAAUCUCUUCCCAUCACAAAUCUUCGCGAGUUGCUAGUUCAGAAAACGAUAGACGAUUUAGAGAAUGAUAGCAUCUACGAUAAAAAAACAACUCGAUUGGAAUCGUCUAACAAAAGAUUAUCUGGAAGUUUCCAGUCAGCCGGCAAAGAGCGAGAAACUGGUCGUAGAAAAUCAAAAGCCUCUCGAGAUAGAAGGAAAAAGGUGGUCAAGAUCGCUGAAUUAUCGAGCGACAGCGAGAAUGAAGUUGAUAGAAUCGAAUCUGCUUCUUCGAGUAAAAGCAAGAUCGUGAAGAGCGUGUUUGGCAGAGUAUUCGGCGGCGAGAAAGCGGAUAAGGUGAAGGAGGUACUGAAUGACUGGGUAUCGCGGUCGGAAGACGACUCGGACAUAUCCAGAAGCGCUUCCGAAGCGAAAUCCUGUUUACGCGGACUGACCAAGAUCUCCGAAAACGGAUACAAGAAGGAUAAAAAACGCCAUUCAGGAAUUCUUACGGGCUCCGACACGAAGAAAGAUGCCGAGCUAUCUCCCAGAAAAAAUGGAAACGACAAAGGCAAUAGUAUCGAAGUUCACGGAAAAUUAAAGAACCGAAAAAAACGAGAAAAGGAUUUUAAUUUGAUGCCCGAGGAUCGUAUCGAAUCGUUGUCACCUGUUAACCCAGCCAAAAGGAGACAUCGAGAGAGCAAGAUCAGAGCGGAUGAGAGAAUACUCAGAACCUUUGAUGACGAGUCGCUAAUUCUUUCGGAAGGUGAUGAAAAUGUGAACGAGGUUAAAGAAACAAGCAAUCAGUUUGACGAUGAUUAUUUGAGCAACAAAAAUGACGAAUCGGGAAGAUAUUACGAGGAAGAAGAGCGAACGAAAGAUAGGAAUUCGAUUUCUGCGGACUGGGAAAAUCUUCGAGUCGGCCAUGAUGCCUAUGCAAAAUCGAAAAAUAGUUCCAGUUAUCGUAAAAAGCAGGAUACUAACGCAAGGGACGAGCGUUCUUCUUCGCCUUCGCAGUUCAAUAUGUUCAAAUGUAGACGGAGGCAGAGUAAGACUAAGGCCGGCGAGAGGAUCUGGAAAACCCUUGACAACGAGACUUCAACGUGCUUUUCUGACGAUCAGGACCUUAAAGAGACGCAUAAAAAUUUUAAAGAGCGAGAAAGUGGAUUUCAUGAAUCUAGAGAUGCAGAUUGUUCGAAAAAUUCAAAGAGUGUCGAACAUAAUGAUGACACUUGGAAAAAUACCAGUUUAAUAAAUCAAUCGCAGGUCGAAGCACAAAAUGCACGCGGAAGAUCAAGAAAGGACUCGAAUAAUCGUAAGAAACAGAAUUUCAAUAUAAUCCGAAUAGACAAGACGAAAACGGAUAAUAUUAUUUCAAAAAAUUCCGAUAAUGAUUCAUUGAUUGCUUUAAGAAAUCAAAAAACGAAAGACGAAACGCAAAACGAUCAAGCGAUUCGAUCUACAAAUGAAUCGAGGAACCGUUCGAAAAAUCUGACUGUCAAAGAUAAUACUUAUGAAUCUUUUGCAGAUAUGAAUCAUCAUCCAGCGAAUUCCAGAAAGAGCAAAAAAGAAACCGCCAGUGAAGACUGGAAAUGUUCAAUGAAAAGUUUGGAAUUUGAUAAGGAAGAUCUCGCGAAGGAUAAUCAGCUGAUGGAGAAGGAGAUUAGAGAGAAGCAUGAGGUAUCCACGAUGUUGUCGCGUAGCUGCAACAAUUUGACGGGACCAACUAUGAAAGAUCAAUUCGUCAAUCUCGACGGAAAUUCUCAGAUGAUUCGGGAAUCUGAUAAUGACGAAGAGAAAGAGCAGGAAGAUGACGACGACGAUGAUGACAAUGAUCUCGGACGUCGAAGAAUGUCACCGUUUUACGCUUGCGAGACUCCCGACAGCUCGAUGGAGAAUAGCUCUAACAACGAGGAGGAUGAGGAGGAAGAUGGCGAAGGGAACGAAGAAGAAAGGAUGACGCACGAAGAUACUUCCAGAAAGACGAAUCCCAGCGAGUUUUCCGGGGAAAAAAUUGUCAUCAGGUCGCCGUCAUCGGGUCACAGAUCGGACGUGGUGACGAUCGCGCCGACGGACGCAAUCGAGGAUAACGCUUUGGAUGUGCCAAGAGAAAUUGAGUCGACGACGGAGCCGCGGCAAGGCAAAAUUCUAAACUUCGACGAAGAGCUUUUCGUAGAGUGUUGCUCGAGAUUGAAGGCCACCAGCGAGAAUGAAUUGAGAGGCGCGAAGAAGAUCAAGCUGGAUCACACGGAAUCUUAUCACAGGCGAGACGAUCAGCCGCAAGGAUUUAGGGUCAACAGAGACCGAUGGAAGGACGUGGAGAGUCAAAACAGCCUUGGCAGUCUUCUGGAAUCGGUGAAUCAAUUGCUUGGCGAGGAGAUGUGCAACAGCCACGACAAAAGUUAUCGAACGCGCGGCAGCGAGCAAUCGAGCAGAUCCGCCAGUCCGGAUACAUCGCGAGUCGACAAUCUCGGCUACGAGGACAGUCUGGACGUAGCCUUUGAACAUAAUAACAAGCUUCGAGACAAGAUUCAGCAGCGUAUGAGAGAGAGCGAGAAUCUGAUUGCCAGCACAUUCGGUCAGAAGACCAACGAUAAUGAUCAUUCUGGCGACGACAAGCGAGACAGUGUUACCUCAUAUUCUUCGAGUAUGCACGAGCACGAACAACAAUCUACCUCAAUCGCGUCGAAUAGAGAGCGAAUACCAUCGCCGGGACACAAGAACAAGAUGAAUUCGACUCUAGGUGGUCUGCUAGACAAGGCAUUGUCCAAUUUAUUGCACAACAACGGCAAACAUGACCAUAACGGAUCCGCUCCAAUGAAGCUGUUGGCGGAACUGGCCUGUGCACGAGCUCCUACCUCUACGUUACCGGAAGAUACCACGAACAACGGCAAGAAUCAUCAAUCGGUGAAGAUGGUCGCCGUGGCGGUGGCGGCGGCAGCUGCAGCGACAGCGACCAAAGAUACCUCGGAUUUAUCGAAGAAGCCGACGAAAGGGUCGGCAGUAACGUCGAAAACAUCUCUAACAAAGAAAACAAGAAACCCUAUCAAAGAGCUAUUUGAACGCAAAAAGGAAAUAAACGACAGAAAAGAACGCUCAAAGGCUACGCUGAUGGAGUUAAACGUGCAGAAACCACGCAAACCGAAGAGGGGUAAGAAGCAGCAGCAAGAGUUUCCACUGAUUCGUAGAAACGAGCUAUAUGGUGGUUUGAUGGAGAAGAAGAAGCGUCGCGAAUCCGAUCGGAAAGGGGAAUCGGAAAGAAUAAAGGAUGUGUACGAAUUUGACGAGGAGGAGAGCCAAACAGCGCCCACUUUGGGUAGCGUGAUGUCUUACAGGAGCCAAGUCGAUAAGAGUUACGAGACCAAUUGGAAGAAGGAUAUCGACGGAGAUCUUGGCACUUUGGAGAACGGCAAGACUAAUUAUAUUGCGGACACAAAAUUAGGCGUUAUAAUUGACCGUAAGUUUCAAGAACUGGAGAAGUUUGCGCCCAAGACGAAAGGCGCUUUGAAGUCGUUCCAGAGUGAAGAACAGCAGCAGCAGCAGCGGGUUGCCGAUCAAAUCACCGGACCGAUGGACGACUUUGUGGAAAGAAAGCAGCAACGCUUGAAACGUUUUGAGCAGAGCAUCAAGCAGUCCAGCAAAUUCAAGAAACGAGGUAAAAGUUCAAAAAAACGGGCGAGAAACGCGUGGUAUGAGAAUGAUAGCUCGGACGAGUUUAGGACAGCUGCGAAAGCGGAAGAUGUUGGCGUCGGCAUUUCGAAGAGUCAACGCGCAUGCUCGAAGGGCAAGCAGAAUCUCUUUGCGGAAUUGUCAACGUCGUCCGAGAGCGAAUACGAACGGAAGGACGAUGUUGAAUAUGUAAUUGGGAAUGAACAACAAUCUCUGUCGAGAUCGAGAAAGAGCCUAAAGAAACAGCUCGACAUCGACAUCGAGGAGAUGAAUUGUGAUGAACACAUAAUCAACGAAUCCAAAUUCGAUAACGAGAAUCAAAUUGCGAAUUGCGAUUGGCAGAAUCAAAUAGCGCAGAACAAUGCUAUAAAGAAGGAUUACGACGCCGCGAAAUCAGAAUCGGAAAUGUCGGAUCGUUCGUUAGUGAUAGAUGAGAGAAAAACGACUGAUGAAGCGAGGAACAGUGAUGACGAUGCGGACAAUCAAUAUGAAAGGACGUUUGAGCUGGAAGAUCUGUACAGAGAAGAUAGUUCGGAGACGGAGACGGAGGAGGUCGAGGGCAAUGAAGAACUGGCACCGACGGCCGAGGCAGCAAAGGACGACAGAGUUGGAAUGCAAGCAUCGGAUGAAGAAAAUGCAAUUUCGCAAACGAAAGUUAUUUCUAUGAAUGUGAAAGACGACUAUGCACCGGAGAACGAAUUGAUUCCUUUGGAAGAAGCUUUAGAUUUCUUGGAUCGGCACGAGGAUCUGGAGUCGAAAUCUGAAAAUGUACGCUCGAAAGUUCAAACUGAAAAUGAUAGUGUCAAUGGCACUUUACAUACAGUGAAUGAAAUUUCUAAUGAUGGAUUCAUUAACAUGGAGAAGGAAAAUAAACAUCUGGAUCAUACAGAGGCACAAGAUGAAAAGGAAGAACCGGAUGAUGAUGUUCCAGCUUUGCCCGAGAAAUUAUCCAGUAAUGAGAAACCGCAGAAAGAAUCCGAUAACAAUCUUCCUCUUCACGUGUUCCUUAGCAGAAAGGUGCAAGAAUCGAAGAAGAGAAAGCAACAGCAGUUAGACAAAUUACGAGAAGAGCAGGAGAGGAUACUCAUGGACUUUCAGCCGACUAGAAGACAAAGAAAGUGCGCGAUAGGCAAGCAAGGAUUGCUAGCGGAAAUUAGCAGUUCAGACGAGGAAUCAUAUACUAGAGAUAAUAGCAAGAGAGGAAACGAUCACGACAAAUCGCGUAAGAAGCGGGAAUCGAAAGAGAAAAAAAAGGAGAGGUAUCUCGAGAAAAAGCACGAGCAAAUAAUUGCUAAAGAGCAGAAAGCGAUCGAAGAAGAGAUUUUGCGAGAAGUCGGCAAGAGAAAAGAGAUUCUUGCACAAAGCAUAGACGUAGAUACCGCGUUGAAUAUCGACGUAAUGGAAACAAAUAUUGUUUUCGGGCAGGCCCAUAAAAAGAAACACCAACCGAAGGAGAAGCAAAAGAAAAGCGGUGACGAGAAUACUGUGCAACACACCACUAAUCAGUCUUCUUUUGGCAGUUCAGAAGACAUUCAUAACAAUUUAGAACACGUUUUUUCUUCUACAGAAAGUAUCACCGGAGAGAACAACGACCACUUAUCAAUUUCACCUAAACGAAAAAAACUCUCGAAAUCACCGACGAGACUGAAAAAAAUUCCCAAACCGGGCGAGAACGGAAAGAUCUCGGCGAACAAGAAAAGUAAAGAAUCAAUUGUGGAGAAAUCCAAGAAGACAUGCGUGAGCAAUAAUAAGGAGUUGAAGGAGCGCAGAUCAUCUAGCGGGAAACACGACUCUGAUGACGAAGAGCUAAAAACCACCAAAUCGUGGAACAAAGUCGAGGAGGGCGUCGGGGUGGCGAUCGGCAGGCGAAAACGCACUGCCGCUCUUCAGCUAUACUAUUGGUCCAGCUCGAGUGACGAAGAAGAGGCGCCGGAGCCGGUUUUGGUGCCUGAAGAGGAAGAGGACGAUCGACAGGAGCAGCAUGGAUGGAUAGUGGGCGAUUCCCAUAAGCGAAUGAUAACGAUGUUGGCGAUGGAGAAGCAGCAAAAAGAAAAGCGACGCAGAAGCGAAGAUGAAUUCGAAUCCGGCAAAUCAAAGAGCAAAAAACAUCGGAACAGUACUUCUUGAUACGUGUUUCACGAUUAAAUCUAUACCGCGUGAUGGACGCGAUAUUGACGAUUACGUCAUCGCGAUUUUUUUCUAGAAAUUAUGGAGGCAAAAGUGCAAGAAGAAUUUGUCUCUUCAAUUAAAAUUACGUUUUAUUUCAGAGCGGUUAUCCGCAGGCAAUUCUAUUUAGGUAGACAAUUGUGUAUAAGUGAAUGGUGCGAAGUUAUUUGUUGUGUUCGACCUUAUUCUUCUUUUGUUGCAUAUUAAAUGAUGAAAAUCGAAUGUAUGAAAGUGAUUUGGCGAAUAGAAGAAGCGUAUCAUGGACAUAUAAAGAAUUUGUAUGUCUAUAUGUAUCUUAUAUGUCUAUGAAGCGUAUAAGGAAGUGAAGAAAGAGAUAUAAAAUGUACAUAGAGCUGCUUGAUAUUAGAGUAAAAGAUUAGAGAUUAGAAAAGUAUCCUUCCGUUGCACUAAAAGUGUGUGUAUGUGUGUGUGCGAAACAUACAUACACACAACUUGAGAUCUUAUAUAAAUAAUGCAAGUUCGCAACAUUAUAUAGACUGAACAUGAGAAGUAGUAGAAAGUGAAGAGGGCACCCUUAGACAAUACUAGGACAUUUGUAACAUUUAGUUACGUAGGGGAGUUUCCUACACACAAUACGAGAAGAUAAAGAAGAAAGAGAGAAGAAGAAGGAAAUCAGUCACAGCCGCUUAUUUAGAAAAGGACGACGUAUAAAUCCGGGUCCAAUCAAGUUUAGUGCUUCUACACAGCUUUUUGUGAUUCGUAAAAUGUAUUUCUCCGUGUAUACUUGCAUAUUCUUAUAUAUUCGUACGUAUUCUUACAUAUCGCAGAAUGAAGUAAAAAAAAAAUAUGAAAAGUUUGAGGACGAUUUUGAAAAUACCACGUUUGAGGAGCUAAAUGCUUAUGAACGCGAAAGAACGCAAGAGGUGAAAUUGUUUUGAUUUUUAUUUUUACGAAUUUUUGUAGAUCUCAAGCUUGCACGACAUAAAAUGAAGUUACGCGUAUAUUCAAAGAAAAACAAAUGCUUGUUUACACGUGAAACGCGGACAUUAUUUUUUUUCUUUCAUACUCGCAUCUCGUGCACAUAAGACAUAAGUAUAUAGAUUUUCAUAUAUUACGAAAAAAUGUUAUAUAUGUUAUACGCAAAUGACAGAAAAAAAGUAAAAAACGAUUAUAGACUUUAAUGUAAAUGUACUGCCAUAAUCAUAUAUAUUAUACGAAAAAGAAGCCUAUGCGAGAGAAAAAUAUAGUAAUUAAUAUUAUUCCUCUGUAAAGAUUAAAAAAAAAAAAAAUCUCUAGCACAAAACUAUAGGCGAUGAUCUAAUGUAAAUAGAGCAUAUUUUCAAUGUGUCUGGAAAAAGUAUGUUUUGUAAUAUAAGGAUUACAAAGAAAAAAAAUAAAAUUAUUCAACAAUAUA